GAGGUGGGUUUGGAGACCGGCGGUUGGUUGGUAUCGGUUCAGGUCUUGUGUGGGGAAGGCUUCGGGGCUCAGGCCUCCCCAAGGGUCACAGAGCUUGUAAGUGUCCUGUACAGUUGCACCACUAACGAAUUUCUAGGAGCAUUGUCUUACAAAAUGGUAGAGGACGAACUGGCACUGUUAGAUAAAAGCAUAAAUGAAUUUUGGAAUAAAUUUAAAAGCAGUGUCAGUGACACUUCCUGUCAGAUGAUGGCACUAAGAGAUUCCUACAAGGACAUCAAUAAAGCAUUUACAGAAAAGCUGUCUGUGAAAUUAAAGGAAGAAGAACGAAUGGUUCAGAUGUUUCUGGAAUAUCAAAAUGAGAUCUGCAGGCAGAAUAAACUCAUUCAGGAAAAAAAAGAUAAGUUGUUAAAGCUGACUGUUGAAGUAAAAGACAAAAAGCAAGAAUUGGAAGUACUGACUGCAAAUAUCCAGGAUCUUAAGGAAGAAUAUGCCAGGAAGAAAGAAACUAUUUCCACUGCUAAAAAAGCUAGUGAAGAGAGGUUGAAAAGGCUGCAGAAAUCUGUAGACUUGUAUAAAGAGCGACUUGGACUAGAAAUUCGAAAAAUUUAUGGUGAUAAAUUGCAGUUUAUAUUCACUAAUAUUGACCCAAAGCAUCCUGAUAGCCCAUUUAUGUUUUGCCUGCACCUAAAUGAAGCAAGGGACUAUGAAGUGUCAGAUAGUGCUCCUCAACUUGAGUGCCUAGCAGAAUUUCAAGAGAAUGUAAGAAAGACCAAAAACUUUUCGGCUUUUCUUGCCAAUGUUCGGAAAGCUUUUAGUACUAUGGAUUAAAAUUAAUGUAUAAAUAGUAUAUGAGAACUGUUUAUUUUCCUUUCCUAUCAUGUAUCUCUUUUAAAAGAAA
Pteropus alecto (black flying fox) is the source of this 898-nucleotide messenger RNA. It is a transcript of the gene SPC25, whose product is annotated as SPC25, NDC80 kinetochore complex component. NCBI's taxonomy places the organism in Eukaryota, Metazoa, Chordata, Mammalia, Chiroptera, Pteropodidae. Gene Ontology annotation, cellular component: Ndc80 complex. Gene Ontology annotation, biological process: chromosome segregation. Bases 154 to 828 code for a protein of 224 amino acids. The transcript has 8 exons. The record is from RefSeq and is a predicted model, not a curated record.